CUUCAUUUCACAACACAAAACACAACUCUCUCUCUCUCUCUCUCUCUCUCCCCCCUCUCUGUUCCUCCUAUCUAUAAUCAGUCAACCCCUCUCUCUCUCUCUCUCUUCUUGUGAGCUUGUUUUGUUGUUGGUCUGGUGAGGUGUGAUGAUGGAUGUGAGCUGCAGCCGGUGUUCCCACACUUCCCACAUCACGGAGAUCAUCAUCACUAGCUUUUUCCGACACAAGCUAUAAAUACCCAAAAAAACCAAAGCAAUUUAGAAAGAAAUUUAUCAAACAGGACUGUCUGAUCUUCAUAACCCAUAUAUAAUUACUAUGCCAGCUUGAAAAAUCCCAUCUUUUCCGAUUUCGAGCUAUGGCCGGUCGGAGGAUGCUCUACGGCGGAGCUUCUUGUGGUGGUGGUGGUGAAAGUACCAAUACUGUUUUGCUUCAAAAUCAAAGGGUUCCUUGUUCUUCUGAGCCUCUUGAUUCUCUCUUCCUUUCUGGGUCUUCCCCUUCUUUCCUUGGUUCAAGGUCCGUGGUUAGCUUUGAAGAUGUUAAUGGGGGAAAAAGAACGAAUCGACCGUUCUUCCACUUGUUUGAUCAAGAAGACAAUGUAGUAGAUGAUGAAUUAGAUGAAUACUUUCAUCAACCCGAAAAGAAGAGGCGACUCACGCCCGACCAAGUCCAAUUUCUAGAGCAGAGUUUUGAGGUAGAGAACAAGCUUGAACCGGAUAGAAAAAUUCAGCUCGCCAAGGAUCUUGGUUUGCAGCCUAGGCAGAUUGCGAUAUGGUUUCAAAACCGCCGAGCACGGUGGAAGACAAAACAGCUAGAAAAGGAUUACAAGGCACUGCAAUCUAGCUACAAUACUCUCAAGGCCGACUACGAUGGACUAGUUAAGGAGAAGGAUAAACUAAAAUCCGAGGUUCUUCACCUCGCAGACAAGCUGGUUCUCAAGGAGAAAGAGAAGGGAAACUCCGAAUCGUCUGAUACGAACCAACAAUCUCAAGCACCAACGCAAAGACUGCCAAUUGCUGAUUCAGUUUCUGAGGGUGAGGUAUCAAAGAAUUCAACAGUGGCUUGUAAGCAAGAAGAUCUUAGUUCAGUCAAAAGUGACGUACUGGAUUCAGAUAGCCCGCGAUACAUUGAUGGGGGUCACUCCUCUCUGCUGGAGCCCGGUGAUUCCUCAUAUGUAUUCGAACCAGACCAAUCAGAUACAUCUCAGGAUGAAGAAGAUAAUCUGAGCAAGAACUUGUUGCCUCCUCCUCCUCCGGCAUACGUGUUUCCAAAGAUUGAAGACGAUGAUUACGCAGACCCGCCUGGGAAUUCUUGUUUGUUUGGAUUCUCAGUUGAAGAUCACGCCUUUGGGUUUUGGUCUUAAUUGAAUGUCAGCAUAUACUAGUGUUGUUUCUGUGUCUUUGUUUGCGUUUGUUGUUUUGCAUCAUGCCAGUCUUAGCUGUAUUAGGGAAUAAAUCCAAUCCAUGGCACCCCCAAUCCAGAUGUGGUGGUGGGUUUUGGUAAGGGCUGUUGUUGGUGAACUUGUUUCGUUGUAAGGAAGUAUUGUAAGUAAAUAAUUGAUUAAAAUCUUUGCUGAAAGCUUGUUGACAAACAUUUUUGAGAUGAAAUAUAGAAGAAUCAACAGUGUGAAGGAGAA
Camellia sinensis is the source of this 1631-nucleotide messenger RNA. Its product is annotated as homeobox-leucine zipper protein HAT5. Gene Ontology annotation, molecular function: DNA-binding transcription factor activity, RNA polymerase II-specific; sequence-specific DNA binding. The record is from RefSeq and is a predicted model, not a curated record. Gene Ontology annotation, cellular component: nucleus. Gene Ontology annotation, biological process: positive regulation of DNA-templated transcription. Lineage: Eukaryota; Viridiplantae; Streptophyta; Magnoliopsida; Ericales; Theaceae.